GGGCCAAUGUUGUGCGGGACCAGGGCUGCGGCUGCGGCUGCGGCGCCACGGAUCCGGGAUGGCCGCCCGCGUGUGGUUGGAGCCCGGCUACAAGUGCCUGAGCGACGAGCCGGUGCGGGUGCGGGUGGGCGGUUUGUCGCCGCUACAACCGGUCACCAUGAGGGCCGGCCUGAGCGACGAGAAGGGCGAGACUUUCGGCUCGGCGGCUUUCUACCGGGCGGACGAACGGGGCGAGCUGGACCUGAACCGCUCGCCAUCCCUGGGCGGCCACUACACCGGCACCGAGCCCAUGGGGCUCUUCUGGUCGCUCACCCCCGUCAAACCUUUCAGUCGGCUGGUGAAGAGGGACGUGGCCGGAUCGCCGCUGCGGGUCCACAUCGAGGUGUUUGACGGGCACGACGGCGACCCCCAGGAGCGGCCCCUGGCCUCCUGUGUCAAUGAGCGGUGGUUCAUGAAGGAAGGGGUGACCAGGAUCCCGGUCAGAGAGGGCAGGGUCCGCGGGGUGCUCUUCGUCCCACCCGGUGAUGGUCCAUUUCCCGGAAUUAUUGAUAUGUAUGGGUCAGUCGGUGGAGUGGUUGAGCACAGAGCUAGUCUCUUAGCAAGUCGUGGAUUUCUGACAUUGGCUCUAGGAUAUUUUGGAUACGAUGACCUUCCAAAGGAUUUUCUUAACCUUGAUCUUGAAUAUUUUGAAGAAGCUGUGAACCUUCUGAGGCACCAUUCAAAGGUUAAAGGUCCAGGAGUUGGAGCAAUAGGAAUAUCAAAGGGAGGAGACCUAGUUCUUUCAAUGACCACGUUUAUUCCGCAUGUGAUAGCAGCGGUCAGCAUUGGUGGAUGCAAUGCAAAUACCUUGGGUAACUUGCAUUACAAAAACAUCACUCUUUCAGGCUUGGGAAUUACUUUGGACCGAGCAAAAUUUUGUGAAUCAAAUCUAAUUGAUAUCUCUGAAGUGACAAAUAAUCCAAAGGAUGAAGAAAAUAAAGAUUGCAUCAUCCCAUUAGAAAAGGCUGAGGGUCAUUUUUUGUUCGUGGUUGGAGAGGAUGACAAGAAUUGGAACACACCUCUCUUUGCUCAGCAAGCUGUUGAACGACUGAAAGAAAAUGGAAAAAAUAACUAUGAAAUUCUGACUUACCCAGAGUCUGGACACCUCCUGGAGCCUGCAUAUUUUCCAUUCUGUUAUGCCUCUUUUCAUCGGUUGGUAGGGCUACCUGUGAUAUGGGGAGGGCAAAUGAAACCACAUUCAAUAGCCCAAAUAGAUCUUUGGCCUAGGAUCCAACGAUUUCUAAGAAAACAUCUGGAAAAACAAAGCAAAUUGUAAAAAUAUUUACUUCAGGCAUUAUUGUGUAAUGAAUUCCACCUGUCAUUUUGUGCACUAAGAAUAAUUGUAAAACUUCACCACAUUGAAAUUAGUAAUUUGUUCAUAAUGUGAUAUUUGCCUAUUAAUUGUAUUAAAAUAUUUUGCAUAAAUAUAUUUGUUUGCAUUUAAACCAAUAUUCAUUAUUGAGAAUAUAUGAAUUAUAGAGCAGAGGGUUGAGAUUGGCAACAGCCUGAAGCUAUUUGUCUUAAAGCAAACAAGUGCAAAAUUAUAAACUGGGGAGCAAAAUCAGAACAUUUUAGCCAGGGACUUUAUAUUCCAAAUCCAUACUUAGCAAAUCUGGCAUAUGAUUGUUUGGAAAAUAGAUGAUCUGGGCACCGUGUUCCCUCAUUACUCUGCAAUGUGAGCCACUGGUCUGCAGUACAAGUGAUGUAUGUGGACUGUGGCAGAAUCCAAGGUCUGAACUGUAUACAGUGCGGGGUUGGGGGGUGUUUGGUACUCCAGGAGUCAGGAAUGUGAGUCAGAUUGCAUCCGGAGCCAGGAUCCUGAGCACUUGCAUAUUUUCUCUUAAUUUAUACAUUAGAUUCACAGGA
Messenger RNA from Amblyraja radiata (thorny skate), 1905 nucleotides. RefSeq names its product acyl-coenzyme A thioesterase 1-like. Lineage: Eukaryota; Metazoa; Chordata; Chondrichthyes; Rajiformes; Rajidae. Gene Ontology annotation, molecular function: fatty acyl-CoA hydrolase activity. The record is from RefSeq and is a predicted model, not a curated record. Gene Ontology annotation, biological process: fatty acid metabolic process; acyl-CoA metabolic process. The coding region runs from base 59 to 1315 and encodes 418 amino acids. The transcript has 4 exons.